Molecule: messenger RNA, 857 nt
Organism: Scheffersomyces coipomensis
Lineage: Eukaryota; Fungi; Ascomycota; Pichiomycetes; Serinales; Debaryomycetaceae
Gene: SSU72
Product: RNA polymerase II subunit A C-terminal domain phosphatase
Exons: 1
Coding region: 98-751 (217 amino acids)
Biological process (GO): termination of RNA polymerase II transcription
Cellular component (GO): mRNA cleavage and polyadenylation specificity factor complex; nucleus
Molecular function (GO): RNA polymerase II CTD heptapeptide repeat phosphatase activity
Source: RefSeq, a predicted model, not a curated record
AUCAGAAAGGCAACCAAAUGUGACUAAACUUACACCCUUUUUAACCUUUUACAAAUCAUCAGUCUUUGAAUACACUGGAGGUAUAGAGAACUUAAGGAUGGCAGUUGAUAGUCUAAAGAUUUGUACAGUAUGUGCAUCCAAUAAUAAUAGAUCAAUGGAAGCUCAUAAACAACUACGAGAUGCUGGUUAUAAUGUAAAGUCAUUUGGUACUGGUUCAGCCGUUAGAUUACCAGGUCCAUCGAUAGAUAAACCCAAUGUGUAUGAUUUCGGUACUCCUUAUGAAGAUAUAUAUCAAGAUUUGAUUGGUCAAAGUUGUCGAAAGAUGUAUGAAGCAAAUGGAUUGAUUCAUAUGUUGGAUAGAAAUAGAAAAGUUAAACUGGCUCCUGAAAAAUGGCAAAAUAAUGCUUAUGCUGGUAAAUUUGAUUUGGUCAUAACUUGUGAAGAAAGAUGUUUUGAUAGUGUAUUGGAAGAUUUAAUGUUCAGAAUGUAUAAUAAAGAAGAUCAAAAUGAUGUUAGACAAGUUGUACAUAUUAUCAAUAUUGAUAUUAAGGAUGAUAAUGAAAAUGCCCUUUUAGGUGGUAAAGGUAUCUUAAAAUUAGUCAAUAUGAUUCAUGAUUUCAGACAGAAGAAGAAAGAAGAUUAUGAAGAUGAAUCAGAUAUCAUUCUUGAAGAUCAAAUGAUGGGUAUAUUAACAGAAUGGCAAAAAGACCAUACUCAUUUACCCACUUUAUAUAGUAUUUCAUAUUAUUAAAUUAAAUUAAUUUACAUGUAUUUAUAUAGCCCACCUUAAUAGAAUAAACCUAAUGAUCUAACCAUUGUAACUUAAAGUUGUUGUAGCAAUUUGCAUUUGGUGUAGA